This is a messenger RNA of Dama dama (fallow deer), 2344 nucleotides long. It is a transcript of the gene GPAT2, whose product is annotated as glycerol-3-phosphate acyltransferase 2, mitochondrial. The record is from RefSeq and is a predicted model, not a curated record. The transcript is spliced from 20 exons. NCBI's taxonomy places the organism in Eukaryota, Metazoa, Chordata, Mammalia, Artiodactyla, Cervidae. The coding region runs from base 1 to 2172 and encodes 723 amino acids. Gene Ontology annotation, cellular component: mitochondrial membrane.
AUGAACACCAUGGCAGAAGCCAGACUCCAAACUCAGCAGAGAAGCAGCCAGGAUGGUCGGGAGACCAGCCUGUGGUCCUCAGGCUUUGGGAUGAAGCUGGAGGCUGUCACCCCAUUCUUGGGGAAGUACCGCCCCUUUGUGGGUCGCUGCUGCCAGACCUGUACCCCUAAGAGCUGGGAGUCCCUCUUCCACAGAAGCAUAAUGGACCUCGGCUUCUGCAAUGUGAUCCUGGUGAAGGAGGACAACACCAGGUUUCGGGGCUGGCUGGUUCGGAGGCUCUGCUAUUUCUUGUGGUCGCUGGAGCAGCACAUACCACCCUGCCAGGAUGCCUCACAGAAGAUCAUGGAAAGCACUGGGGUGCGGAACGUCAUCUCAGGGAGGGCUCCAGGAGGGGCUGGGGAAGGCCCGGUGCCCAGCCACGUGAAGAAAGAGGUACAGCGCAUCUUGGCCCACAUCCAGGCCCCGCCCCGCCCCUUCCUGCUCAGGCUGUUCAGCUGGGCACUGCUGCGGUUCCUGAACUGCCUCUUCCUGAACGUGCAGCUUUACAGGGGCCAGAUGAAGAUGGUCCACAAGGCCGCCCAGGCGGGCUCGCCGCUCGUCUUCCUCUCUACCCACAAGUCAGUCCUGGAUGGCAUCCUGCUGCCCUUUGUGCUGCUCUCCCAGGGCGUGGGCGUGCUCCGUGUAGCUUGGGACCCCCGCACCUGUUCCCCCAUCCUCAGAGCUCUGCUGAAGAAACUCGGCGGGUUUUUUCUGCCCCCAGAGGCCAACCUCUCCCUGGACAGCCCUGAGGGGGUUCUUGCAAGGGCUGUGGUCCACGCGGCCUUGGCCCCUCUGGGGCUGUGGACAGGCCUUCUGGCUGUUCUACGGAGCCUGCGACGCUGGGGCUGCAGCCGCCGAGUCUGUGUCCGUGUGCAUCUGGCCCAGCCCUUCUCCCUGCAGGAAUACACCAUCAACGCCAGAAGCUGCUGGGGCAGCAGGCAGACCCUGGAGCAGCUGCUGCAGCCCAUAGUGCUGGGCCAUUGCACCGUUGUCCCCGACACUGAGAAGGAGCAGGAGUGGACGCCUAUGACCGGGCCCCUUCUGGCCCUCAGGCAGGAGGACCAGUUGCUGGUCAGGAGGCUGAGCUGGCACGUCCUGAAUGCCAGCGUGGCGAGCUCCGCGGUGAUGAGCACGGCCAUCAUGGCGACGCUGCUGCUGUUCAAGCACCAGAAGCUCCUGGGGGAGUUCUCCUGGCUGACAGAGGAGACGCUGCUGCGUGGCUUUGACGUGGGCUUCUCGGGGCAGCUGCGGUGCCUGCUGCGGCACACGCUGAGCCUGCUGCGGCCACACGUGGCCCUGCUGCGCAUCCAGCAGGGGGACUUGCUGGUGGUUCCGCGCCCCGGCCCAGGCCUCACGUCCCUGGCACGCCUGAGCGCCGAGCUGCUGCCCACCUUCCUGAGCGAGGCUGUGGGUGCCUGUGCUGUGCGAGGGCUGCUGGCCGGCAGGGUGCCGCCCGAGGGCCCCUGGGAGCUGCAGGGCAUCGAGCUGCUGAGCCAGAAGGAGCUGUACUGCCAGAUCCUGCUGCUGCUGCACUUGCUGCCACAGGACCUGCUGCUGCUGCAGCCCUGCCAGUCUUCCUACUGCUACUGUCAGGAGGUGCUGGACCGUCUCAUCCAGUGUGGGCUCCUUGUGGCUGAGGAGACCCCUGGCUCCCAGCCAGCCUGUGACACAGGGAGGCAGCGUCUGAGUGCAAAACUGCUGUGGAAGCUGAGUGGGGACUUCACCGACAGUGACAGUGACGACUUCGAGGAGGCUGAGGGCCGGUACUUCAGGCUCAGCCAGCAGUCGCGCUGCCCCGACUUCUUUCUCUUCCUCUGCCGCCUGCUCAGCCCAGUGCUCAAGGCUUUUGCGCAGGCUGCCGCCUUCCUCCACAGGGGACAGCUCCCAGAUACUGAGGCCGGCUACGCGGAGCAGCUGUUCCAGUUCUUACAGGCCACAGCCCAGGAGGAAGGGCUCUUCGAGUGUGCGGACCCAAAUCUUGCCAUCAGCGCUAUCUGGACCUUCAGAGACUUGGGGGUGCUGCAGCAGAUGCCUGGCCCCACAGGCCCCGUGCUCCACCUGUCCCAGGCCUUUGCCAGCCAGGAAAGCCAGGAAAAGCUGGGACAGUUCAUCCGGCAGUUCAUCUGUAGCUAGAACUGUGGGGAGGAGCCCUUGCUGAGACUCUUCAGCCCUGGAACACAGCCCUGCCCUGGAGCAGAAGACUGAGUAGCUGGACUGUCAGAUCUUUGCAGUUUGACUGUGCCUUGCUUUCUGCAUCCUUUGCUGCAAUAAACUAGAGACUGGAUGAGUCCUCGUUGCCCAGCCU